GCAGCUUCACGCUGGCCUCCCAGGAACUCCUUUGAUGAAACAAACAUGUGGAAACUCCUUGGAGCGCGGUCAUGACUGUACGGGGGAUGUGGGGAUAACUCCCGGCCGAGUUCCUGUAACGUGUGAGUCGUGUUGGUGAGGGGACAGGACAGACCCUGGAGCCUGAUCUCAUGUACGAACUCCUGAUUCAUUCAUCUGAUUAACCUAGCGGUGAAGUUUCAAGUCUGUAUGAACUGAACUGAUAAUGUGAAGUGACUACAGUGAGGAUCUUCUCCUGAGCAGGAACUCUAUAAAUCCCUGGUCUAUCCUGAGGUCGCUGAUCGUCUUGAGUUGGGAAACGCCACGAGAGCAUCACAUGACAUCAUGAGGGUCACAUGAUCCAGUCUUAACCAAAAACACGGUUCAUUUACAAGCUCCACACCAUGGUGUCGUAUAAGCGACUGACCCCGGAGGAGGUGAACUUCUCCGGCGUGCCGUUACUGCAGUCCCAUGACGAUUCUCAGGACGGUGAUCCGAAGCCGGAGGAUGCGGAGCGCCCUCUGCUGGCCCGCAGGCGUCAGUGCUCCGUCACGGCGGCCCUGGUGAUCCUGGGAGGCUUUGUCCUGGUGGUCCUCGGUGUCUGGUUACUGGGGGCUGUGCUCCGGGUGUGUACCACCUCCUCCAUAGGCGUCCAUCGUCCUCCGUCUCCCGUGGCUCCGCCCGGCAAGGGCAACCGGACAAAACCGGAAUCCUGCGCCGUCGUCCCGGAGUCAUGGAGGUUCGACUGCUACCCGGAGCGAGGUGUGGUGGUGACGGAGGAGAUGUGUCACGCCAGGAACUGCUGCUUCAUCCGCCCAGCCGAGGAGAAGAACGGCGUCCCGUGGUGCUAUUACCCGCCGGAGUUCCCGUCGUACGCGCUGGUGGGACUUAAUGAAACGGAAACGGGACUGAGCGGGACGCUGGUCCGCAAUCAGAAGACAUAUUAUCCUAAAGACAUCGAGACGCUGAGGCUGGACGUCCUGUACGAGUCCAACAGCAGACUGCGUGUGAAGAUCACAGAUCCCUCACAGCAAAGGUUCGAGGUUCCUAUAGACGUUCCUGGGGAGACACCGCGAGCGCAGAACCCCUUGUACACAGUCGAGUUCUCUAAACAACCUUUUGGGAUUGUAGUUAAGAGAACGCAGAAUGGAGCCGUGCUGUUAAACACCACCGUAGCUCCGCUCUUCUACGCAGAUCAGUUCCUGCAGAUGUCCACGUCCCUCACGUCGAGUUUCCUGUACGGUCUCGGGGAACAUCGCUCCAGCCUGAUGCACGACACGCGGUGGAGCACCUUUACCAUGUGGGCUCGGGACGCGGCGCCGGAGGAGCUGAUCAACCUGUACGGCGCUCAUCCGUUUUAUCUCCUCAUGGAGUCUGAUGGACUCGCACACGGCUCCUUCCUGCUCAACAGCAACGCUAUGGAUGUUGUUCUUCAGCCUGCUCCGGCGCUCACCUGGCGCACCAUCGGGGGGGUUCUGGACCUGUACGUGUUCCUCGGCCCGGAUCCUGGCUCAGUGGUGUCAGAGUACCUGGAGGUCGUAGGGAGGCCUGCGAUGCCGGUGUACUGGGCCCUGGGGUAUCACCUCUGUCGCUGGGGUUACGGCUCCAGUAACAAAACCUGGGACGUGGUGAGAGAAAUGAGGAAUUAUGGGAUACCGCAGGAGGUGCAGUGGAAUGAUAUCGACUACAUGGACCGAUCCCUGGACUUCACCUUUGACCCCGAGGGUUUCUCCACACUGCCUGACCUGGUCAGAGACCUGCACCUGCACAGCCAGCGCUACGUCCUCAUCCUGGACCCGGGCAUCAGCAGCGUGCAGCCCCCCGGCACCUACGCCCCGUAUGAGGAGGGAAUAAAGGGCGGAGUCUUCAUCAACACCUCCAGUGGAGAGACGCUCAUUGGGAAGGUCUGGCCCGGACUUACAGCGUUCCCGGACUUCUCCAACCCGGACACACACGAGUGGUGGUACCGGAACCUGCAGCAGCUCCACGGCCGGGUGUCGUUCGACGGCCUGUGGAUCGACAUGAACGAACCUUCCAACUUCUUCGACGGAUCUGCAGACGGCUGUCCAGACACCGAGCUGGAGAACCCGCCUUACACACCCUAUGUUCUGGGUGGCAGUCUGAGGGCCAAGACCGUGUGUGCGUCCGCGCGGCAGAGAAACUCCUCCCACUACAACCUGCACAACUUAUACGGGCUGAUGGAAGCCGAAGCUACUGCGAGUGCUCUCAGAAGGAUCCUGUCCAAGCGUCCCUUUGUGAUUUCGCGCUCCACGUUCCCGAGUCAGGGGAAGUACUCGGGUCACUGGCUGGGGGACAACAGGAGCCAGUGGAAGGAUUUAUACAUGUCCAUUUCAGGCAUGCUGACCUUUAACCUUCUGGGCGUUCCGCUGGUGGGAGCAGACAUCUGCGGGUUCUCCCAGAACACCACGGAGGAGCUGUGUGUGCGCUGGACUCAGCUCGGAGCGUUCUACCCCUUCACCAGGAACCACAACACGAAAGACUCGGUGCCUCAGGAUCCCACUGUGUUCAGUCGCGCUGCUCGGGAGGCGAUGAAGGAAGCCCUCCUCCUCCGUUACUCCCUCUUUCCUUUCCUCUAUACACUCUUUCACUACGCACACGUGUACGGACACACCGUCGCCAGGCCUCUGUUUUUCGAGUUCCCCACAGAUGGAAAGACGUAUGCGGUGGAUAAACAGUUCCUGUUGGGGAAGAGUGUGUUAGUGACGCCCGUGCUGGAGGUGGGGGUGGAGGAGGUGGUGGGGUACGUGCCCCAGGGGCUCUGGUACGACUUCUACACUGGUGACUCGUUCCUCAGUAAAGGUGAAGAGAUAAAGCUUCAUGCUCCUCUGGACAAAAUCAACCUACACCUCAGAGAAGGAUCCAUCAUUCCCACACAGAGACCCAACACCACCCUGUGGGUGAGCCGCACUCAGCCCCUGCACCUGGUGGUGUGUGUGAGUCAGGACGGUCAGGCUGAUGGAGAGCUCUUCUGGGACGACGGAGAAUCUCUGGACACUUACGAGAAGGACGAGUACGCCUACGUCCUGUUCAGUCUCAAACAGAACACGAUGACCUCUGAGGUGGUGCGCAGUCACGUGGAGGCCACGUACCUCACGGUGGAGACCGUCUCGUUUUACGGCGUGAGGGCGGAGCCUAAAAGCGUCACCGUGAAUACACAGGAAGUGCCGUUCAGCUACACCAAGCAGGUGUUGAGAGUAGACGAGUUGGGUCUGAACCUCGCGCAGAACUUCACCAUCAGCUGGAAGUGAUUGGAAAUGAGACACCCUAAAAAUGAAAGCGUGUAUGUUUUUAAGAAUCUAAUCUUCUGAAUGAUGAUCAGUUGUUGCGCCGUUAUUUCACUGAAGUACGAGGAAGUGGCGUCCUGCAGAAACGGCCCAAAGAAAACCUAAGAGUUUCAUUAUUUAAUUAUCGAUAAACAUAAUGAUAGAACAACAGACUUUAUUUUUUAAUUCUUGUUGAAAGGGAAUGAUUAUUACUCUGUGUGUGUGUGUGUGUGUGUGUGUGUGAGAUGGUCCUAGUGUUCAGGGAACGGGCGUGGUGCAAUACUCCCUCCCAGUAGCGGGUCUCUGUGUUGGAAACACACAAAGCAGGAGGAUGAUGGACAAAUGUGCAUUUCUGUCUCUCAGUUUUAAUCCAACAGUAAAACAAUCGUGAAUCAGGAUGGCAAGUGUGUGCGUGUGUGUGUGUGUGUGUGUGUGUAUGAGUGGGAGAGAGCUCAUGUAAGGGCAGAUAGCACAGCUCCUGUAAGUGAAAAGUGAUGACCGCGGUAAAAAAAGAGGAAAGGACGCGUAUAAGAGUCACAUGUAAAUCUGAGCCAAUCAGGAGGCAGUGGGCGGGGCUAUCGUCUUUCAUAAUCAUGCAGCUGCAUGUUUGUUUUCUUAGUCGUCUUAUUAAAGAUUAAUCUUUGCUGCUGAUAAUCUGACUGAUUAGAGUGAACCACUUUAUGAUAAAGAGUGUUUUAUUCAGAUGUACAGUGUGUUAGAGAGAUGCUCUGGACUGCACUGUGUAGUGACCACACACACACACACACACACACACACACAGGACCCCCUGCAUGUUUAAACCUCAGCACUGGACCACUCAUCUUAUUGCACCUUUACAUUUUCUCUAUAAUGAUCUGACAUGUCCUGGAGGAGGUGAUUGUACACAUGUACUGUACACGUCGCUCUACAUGGAUUUUUGUGUUGUUUAUAACAUUUCGUGCCUUAGAGCGCAUCAGAGCUGUGAUUUACGCUGCUGCUUCUUGAACCGUGAAUGUGUUGAACUCUGAAUGAAGCUGGGACCAGACGCCGCUGCUCCUCCUCCACUGGCCACGCCCCCUCCGCUGCUCCUCCUCCACCGGCCACGCCCUCGCCGCAGAUUCCACAGCUUUAAAGCUUUUCUUUUUUAGAAUUAAAUUUAAUUCUUCUCUGCAUUUGUUAUUUGUGUGCUUUUAACAAAGAUGUAAAAAUAAAGAUAUUCUCAGGUUUGAGCAAA
Clarias gariepinus (North African catfish) is the source of this 4515-nucleotide messenger RNA. It is a transcript of the gene gaa2, whose product is annotated as alpha glucosidase 2. Gene Ontology annotation, molecular function: carbohydrate binding; alpha-1,4-glucosidase activity. The transcript has 20 exons. Bases 423 to 3287 code for a protein of 954 amino acids. NCBI's taxonomy places the organism in Eukaryota, Metazoa, Chordata, Actinopteri, Siluriformes, Clariidae. The record is from RefSeq and is a predicted model, not a curated record. Gene Ontology annotation, biological process: carbohydrate metabolic process.